AUGUGCCUAUAUAUACUUUCAAGGUCUUCUUUGGCUUUCUCAUCCAAAGAACACAAUGGCCAGCAAGCUCUUUAUCUUCAUAUUUUUCAGUUCUCUUCCAUUUGUUGUUCUUUCUCAAUCUUUCAGCACGAUUCAAUUGCCACAAAAUGUAAGAGCUCCGGUGUCUCUCACCUUCGACCCCCUUGGAAAAGCACUUUAUGUUGCUGUCUCCGAUGGCAGGAUUCUCUGGUUGAAUUCUAAAUUUGGUUUCACAGAUUUUGCUUAUACUGCACCAACUAGGACCAAGCAAUUGUGUGAUGGUACAACUAACCCAGAUUUGGGACCUGUAUGUGGCAAACCAUAUAGUCUGAGCUUUAGCAGGAGAGGCGAUCUCUACAUUGUUGAUGCUUAUUUUGGGCUCCUAGUAGUUGGACGUAAUGGAGGGUUUGCGACCCAACUCGCCACUAGCGCAGAAGGAGUGCCAUUUCGCUUCCUUACUGCUUUGGAUGUCGACUUACUCACUGAAAUUGUUUAUUUCACAGACUUCAGCACAACAUUCGAGCUAAGAAAUAUAACGCAGCCAGGCGUACCUCCUGAUGCAACGGGAAGGUUUAUGAAAUAUGACCCUCGGACGAGGCAGGUCACCGUGUUGCUAAGAGGGCUCUCACGUCCUAGUGGGGUAGCAGUGAGUUUGGAUCGAUCAUUUGUGCUCGUUUCAGAGAAUUCUGCGAAUAGAAUUCUAAAGUAUUGGCUAAGAGGCCGUAAAGCGAAUACCGCGGAGAUCCUUAUAAGCCUUCCUGCAGCACCAAACCAAAUAAAAAGGAACCCAGUGGGAGAUUUUUGGGUGCCAAUAAGGGCAGUGGCCAAUCAACAACCAACAUCGGUUAUUAUGCCUAUAGGUUUAAAGAUCAAUCGAUUUGGAGUAGUGUUGGCAAGUAUAUCUUUCUCCGCGCAAUACUACAAUGUUAGUGUCAGUGUGGCGCUAGAGCUUAAUCAUGCAUUGUAUACUGGCUCUAGUUUUAAUGCUGUUGAUUUUGUUGGUGCUUAUACGAUCUGAAAAGCCAUGGUUACCUCAAAUGACUAGCUACUAGUAUACUACUAAAUAAGACAUUGCGGCUAGAGAUCGACCUUGAAUGUUUUUUUUUUUUAAAUCUUUGUUAAAUAAAUGAAAAGUAUGGCUGGGGAGAAAAAAUUGUGGUUCAAUAUCCUUGAGCAUUCCUUUUUCUGAA
Messenger RNA from Camellia sinensis, 1208 nucleotides. RefSeq names its product strictosidine synthase. Gene Ontology annotation, cellular component: endomembrane system. The record is from RefSeq and is a predicted model, not a curated record. Lineage: Eukaryota; Viridiplantae; Streptophyta; Magnoliopsida; Ericales; Theaceae. Gene Ontology annotation, molecular function: hydrolase activity.